UGCCUCUCGCCUCUAUGCUCCUCGGUCUUCAAAUCUCCACGCCUGUCCAUUUGUGUGAAAGAAACUGCCAGAGUAGAGGGGAGCCCCGGUGUCGGUGGCCCCAGGCUGAGCAGAAGGCAUGCGGUUUCCAGAAGGCUAAGUCGCACUCAAACGUUUCGCUCUCGCCCUGGGCGGUCCUCAGGGACCUGCUGCCACCUGCGAGCUUUCUCCGCAGGACGCGGGAGGGGAGGGAGGAGGCAGAGGCGGGGGCGGCGCCCAGGGGCCAGGGCCGGGGCCAGGGAGGCCGGGCUCCUCGCAGUGACAAUUUCUUUUCCUGCGGCGGCGGCGGCUGGGCAGGGAGAGCUGCUGCGGGUUCAGAGUCUGCCAGGCCGAGAGUGCUUCGAAAGGACGCGAUUGUCCCCAGGCUCUGGGGAGGCAGGCAAAGAAGAGGAGGAAGAAGAGGGGAGGCCGGGACGCCCAGAGAGUAGAGCGAGCAAAUCUCCUUUGGCCUGAGGAGGCGGACAGGGAGGAGGCUCGGCCGCGGCGAGCGAGUGGGCGCCUCCUAGCCUGCUCCACGGCCACCCGCUGCAGCGCCUUCCAGCAGAAGCCGCUGCGGCCGGACGGAUGCCAAAGCCAGCCGGCACGCGCGCGGGCAGCCGCCGCGGUCGCCGUCCCACGCGGGCCCCGGGCGCCGAGGGCUGCUGAUGAGGUGAUUGAGAAGAGACAGUGAACAACUUCCUUUGGUAGAAGGACAGCAUGGAGCAGCCAUUUACUGUGAACUCUCUGAAAAAGUUAGCUGCUAUGCCUGACCAUACAGAUGUCUCCGUGAGCCCAGAAGAGCGAGUCCGUGCCCUGAGCAAGCUGGGCUGCAAUAUUACCAUCAAUGAAGACAUCACACCUCGCCGCUACUUUAGGUCAGGAGUAGAAAUGGAGAGGAUGGCAUCUGUGUACUUGGAAGAAGGAAACUUGGAAAAUGCUUUUGUUUUGUACAAUAAAUUUAUAACCUUGUUUGUAGAAAAGCUUCCUAGCCACCGAGAUUACCAGCAAUGUGCAGUACCAGAAAAGCAGGACAUUAUGAAGAAACUGAAGGAGAUUGCAUUUCCAAGGACAGAUGAAUUGAAAAAGGACCUUUUAAAGAAAUAUAACAUAGAAUACCAAGAAUAUUUACAAAGCAAAAACAAAUAUAAAGCUGAAAUUCUCAAAAAACUGGAGCAUCAGAGACUGAUAGACGCAGAAAGGAAGCGGAUUGCUCAGAUGCGCCAGCAGCAGCUAGAAACGGAGCAGUUUCUAUUUUUCGAAGAUCAACUCAAGAAGCAAGAGUUAGCCCGAGGCCAGAUGCGAAGUCAGGAGACUCCAGCAUUAUCGGAGCAGACUGAUGGGAAGGCUCUCUCCUGCUUUUCCGCACACCAAAACAAUUCCUUGCUGAAUGUAUUUGCAGAUCAACCUAACAAAAGUGAAGCAACCAAUUAUGCUAGCCAUUCACCUCCUGUAAACAGGGCCUUAAAGCCAGCUGCUACUCUAAGUGCUGUGCAGAAUUUGGUGGUUGAAGGAUUGAGAUGUGUGGUUUUACCAAGAGAUCUUUGCCACAGAUUCUUGCUGCUGGCCGAAUCCAACACAGUAAGAGGAAUAGAAACUUGUGGAAUACUCUGUGGGAAACUGACACAUAAUGAAUUUACUAUUACCCACGUGAUCGUGCCAAAGCAGUCUGCAGGACCAGACUAUUGUGACGUGGAGAACGUAGAGGAAUUAUUCAGUGUUCAGGAUCAACACGGUCUCCUCUCUUUGGGAUGGAUCCAUACACAUCCCACCCAAACGGCGUUCCUGUCCAGCGUGGAUCUCCACACACACUGUUCCUAUCAGCUCAUGUUGCCGGAAGCUGUUGCCAUUGUUUGUUCCCCAAAGCAUAAAGACACUGGCAUCUUCAGGCUCACUAAUGCUGGCAUGCUCGAGGUUUCCGCUUGUAAAAAUAAGGGCUUCCAUCCUCACACCAAGGACCCCCGGCUGUUCAGUAUAUGCAAACACGUGUUGGUAAAAGACAUGAAGAUAACUGUGCUGGAUCUGAGGUGAUACGCUCUGAAUAGAGGCACUGCCAUCACCAGUCACCUGCCUAUGAACAUGUGGUUGCCAGAUAUCCUUAAGAUGUUUCCAGAAGUGACUGAUAUUUUAUAUUUAUACCUUUUAGGUCAGAAAGUUUGAUAUUUAUUGCUUUUGCACAUUUUGAAGUUUUCUUUUUCAGUUGCUUUGUCUCAAGAGAGGUCACCUGGUGUUAAAUCAAGGCCUACUAAUGUAUCUAAAUACUAUCACCAGAUAAUAAAUUAUGUUGCAGACAAGAGUA
Molecule: messenger RNA, 2314 nt
Organism: Heterocephalus glaber (naked mole-rat)
Lineage: Eukaryota; Metazoa; Chordata; Mammalia; Rodentia; Bathyergidae
Gene: Stambpl1
Product: STAM binding protein like 1
Biological process (GO): protein K63-linked deubiquitination
Cellular component (GO): membrane; endosome
Molecular function (GO): protein binding; metal-dependent deubiquitinase activity; K63-linked deubiquitinase activity
Source: RefSeq, a predicted model, not a curated record